This is a messenger RNA of Cyprinus carpio (common carp), 3762 nucleotides long. Its product is annotated as Rac/Cdc42 guanine nucleotide exchange factor 6. The record is from RefSeq and is a predicted model, not a curated record. Gene Ontology annotation, molecular function: protein binding; guanyl-nucleotide exchange factor activity. NCBI's taxonomy places the organism in Eukaryota, Metazoa, Chordata, Actinopteri, Cypriniformes, Cyprinidae.
UCACAGUUCCUUUUGUUACACUGAAAUGUCAAAGAGCCUUUAUGUAGGUUAUAUGGCAGGCGUCCACUGGAGGACUAAGUUGCCGGGCUGAAUGGUCGUUGUAACAUCAGUGAAAAAGCAGAAGCGCGACGGAUGUGGGUAGCAUCUCAACACAAAUAGUGACAGCUGGCGCACCAAGGGUGCAGCUAAAUCUGAAAGGCCCACUGAGCCUAAAACUAUGAAUCCCGAGGAGCAGACUGUUACGUGGCUAAUAACAUUAGGCGUGCUUAAUUCACCCAAAAAGAAUAUCGCUGAUCCGGAGGAAUUUCUGAAAACCUCUCUCAGAGAUGGGGUCGUCCUGUGUAAGCUCAUGGAGCGAGUGCUACCUGGAGCCAUCUUAAAGUAUUCAGCUGAACCCAGAUGCGAAGCGGACUGCAUUACAAACAUUCGAGAGUUUCUAAAAGGAUGCCAGUCUCUAAAGGUUGAGGGCUUUGAUCCAGAAAGUUUAUAUACUGGGGAGAACUUCAACAAGGUUCUGUCGACACUCUCAGCAAUAAACAUCGCCACUCAAGAUACCCCUAAGAGAUCAUGUCCACAGGCCAGUGCCUCUGCUCCUAGCCUGUCAGCCCCUUCACAAGCUGUUCCCAACUUAAAGUCCAGCAGGUCUUUACGGAGACAGUCAAAAGCUGUGGAAAUGUCAGAGAAUGGAGGUGGCGGGCAGCUGGUGGUCAAGGCACGCUUUAAUUUCAAGCAGAACAAUGAGGACGAGCUAUCUUUCAACAAGGGCGAGCUGAUCCAUGUCACACGCCAGGAGGAAGGUGGAUGGUGGGAGGGAACCCUUAAUGGCAAAACCGGCUGGUUCCCUAGCAAUUACGUCCGAGAGGUCAAGCCAUGUGAGAAACCGAUUUCUCCGAAAACGGUAAAAGGACUUGACGUUCCUCAGUUGACUAAAAAUUAUUACAAUGUGGUGGUGCAAGACAUCUUGGAGCAUGAGAGAGAGUUUGUCAAGGAACUGCAGACGGUACUGGGCUGCUACCUGCGCCCUCUACAGGCCAGCGACAAGCUGUCUAGUGCGGACUGCUCCAGUCUGAAUGGGAAUUUAGAGGACAUCCUUUCUUUCCAACAGGGACUGUGUCUUGCCUUAGAGGAGUGCUCCAAGAUGCCAGAGGGCCAGCAGCGGAUUGGCGGCUGUUACCUGAACCUGAUGUGUCAGAUCAGAACACUGUACUUGUCCUACUGCUCCAGCCAUCCUUCUGCAGUCUGUGUGCUGACGGAUCACAGUGAGGAGCUGGACAAGUUUAUGGAGAGUCAGGGCGCCAGUGCUCCCGGUAUCCUGACCCUCACCACCAGCCUGAGCAGACCCUUCAUGAGGCUCGACAAAUCCAUCCUCCUGCAGGAGCUUGAGCGACAUGUGGAGGAUGCUCAUCCAGAUUACAGUGACAUUCUCAAAGCGAACGUUGCUUUUAAAAAUCUUGUGACUCAGUGUCAAGAUCUGCGAAAAAGAAAGAACCUGGAGUUGCAGAUCUUGUCUGAGCCAGUGCGGGGCUGGGAGGGCGACAGCAUGAAGUCACUGGGUCAGGUGGUCUACAUGUCACAGGUCUACAUCCAGAGCAGCUCAAAUGAGGAAAAAGAAGAGCGAUACUUCAUGCUGUUUCCCAAUGUGAUAGUCAUGCUGUCUGCCAGCCCAAGAAUGAGUGGUUUCAUUUACCAGGGACGUCUUCCACUGACUGGAACCACUGUAACCAAACAGCCAGAGGAUGCAGAGACAGGCCAUUAUGCUUUUGAGAUCACAGGAGGGACAAUAGAUCGCACCAUGGUGUUCUGCAGUAGUCCACAGGAGCAGCUGGAGUGGUUAGAACAUCUUCAUGCUUACAGCAAGGAAGGAAGUCCAGUCGGAACAAUAUUGAAGAGUGUUGAGGGAAAGGCUACAACCAUGACUGGCACGUCGUCCCACCACUUGCACAGUUUCGGUACUGCUGUGGCUAACCGAGGCCCUCUCGAACCCCCUAAGAUCACCAAGCCAUGGUCCUUAAGCUGUCUGAGACCAGCGCCGCCUCUCAAGCCCUCCGCUGCGCUAGGUUAUAAAGAGAGGAUGUCUUAUAUCCUGAAGGACACUAGUAAAAGCCCCAGACCCAGACCCAAGUUCCUCCCAAAGAGAAAAACGGAGAGAAAACCAUCAGAUGAUGAGUUCCUGCUCAGAAAAAGCACAGCAGCUCUGGAGGAGGAUGCACAGAUACUCAAAGUGAUUGAGGCCUACUGCACCGGAGCCAGUUUCCACCAAUCCACCACAGCUGUUCGUAAGGAGUGCAUCCCCCAGGUCCUGCUUCCAGAAGAAGAGAAGAUUAUUGUUGAGGAGAUCAAGAGCAAUGGCCAGACGAUCAUUGAGGAAAAAAGUCUUGUUGAUGCUGUUUAUGCUCUAAAAGAUGAAGUCCAUGAAUUAAAAAAGGAGAAUAAAUGGAUGAAGCAAUGUCUGGAAGAGGAACAGAAGUCGCGUAAGGAGCUAGAGCGUAUAGUCAGAAAGUUGGCCAAGCAAAAGAAUGACUGUUCCUGGGAUGAUGGAGGUCACUAAAGAACACUCUAGACACUCGCCUGUUUCCCUUUGCCAGCCGCAUGUAUGUGUUUCCGUGUCUGUGUGUCCUCACAAAUGUGUUUUUAUGUGUUUUUUCCAUCACAUUACACACUGAACGUUGCUUUUGGAAAGUCACCAUGCUGGGGAUUUUCAGCCUUUUCUCGUCAGAUGUUUUUUAAGGACAAGAUGCGAUAAGAAGAUCAACUCUGUGAUUAGUGACUGUGUUUAUCUUGCCAUACUGAAGAAUAUCACUGUGCGGUUUGCUUCACACUCCUGUGAUGUGACAUUCUGAGAACAAACCUGCAACCUUCUUUAAGUAUUUUUUGAUUUGGAAAACUUCAGAUAACUGUUUAAGAGUCCUGUCCAUUUUUUGUUCCGGUUCACUCCACUCCAACAAGAACCAUCACAGAAAAGAUGGUGGAAUCUCUUGUUAUUGAACUGAACAAAUAUCUGCCUCACUUUAUGACUGUUACUGGACACGGACAAAAGAAAUCCGAUGACAUUCAGCCCAUGAACAGCAUUCCGACUCAAGCCGCUAAUGCACAAGUGAAAAUAUUCUGUUUAUGGCAUAAGAGAAGAUAAUUGUCAUAGGAUUUCCAACAAGUAUUGCUAUUUUUAGACCUAUUUCUGCUUUUAUAAUGUGAAAACGGUUGCUUUUAGGUCACAAAUGAACAAGAUUGAGAUUUGUGGUUUGCACCUGAUUGAUAUGAGAUGCCCUACUUACCAUCUUGAAAUGAGUUUGGUUUUUCCUUUUAGUUUGAAAGCUUUGAAUUAAAUGCCUGUAAUGUGUCAUUGGACUGUAGGUUUAGAUUCAGUUUAUUCCAAAUAUGUGUUACCCGGACAGUCACUCACAUUAGUAUGGGUACACACAGUAUUCCCAAAACAGCCAUUUUAAUACUGCAUAAUCACGCUUCUGAUAAUCAUCACUAGUUUGAAGCUGUCAGGGAUAUAGUUGUCAGAAAUAGUUAGGUUUAUCAUACUAUACUAAUACGAUACAUCAUAUAAUGUAUGUACAGUAUAUCAUAUAUACAGUAUAAAUAUGUAUAUAUCAGAUAUUAUGGUGAAAGGAACCUAUUUUAAUGGUAACAAAAAUACAGUAGGAAACUUCAUCCUCCUUUUUCAGAGGCUUGAAACUAUUUCAUAUGUAUCUUAAACCAAAAACAAUCCUGUAUGUUUGUGGAUUUGGUACUAGGAGCCCUUUUAGGACUCAAAAA